CCCUCCCCCGCGUGGUGCGACGGGCUAGAUGUUUUCCCAUGGCGCGGAUUCCGCCCACAACGCCUCCGCUGGCGGCGUCGGCGUCAGCGCCGGCGGCCUCACCCUCCCCGCCCGCUUCAUGUGGCCUCAUGGCGGCAAGAGUGUCUUCGUCACAGGCAACUUCACCAGGUGGUCAGAGCAUGCGCCCAUGUCUCCUGUCGAAGGUUGCCCCACUGUAUUUCAAGCUGUCUUCCAAUUACCUCCAGGGAUUUAUCAGUACAAAUUCUGUGUGGACGGAGAGUGGAAGCAUGAUGAGGGGCAGACUACUACAACAGGAGAGUAUGGAGUAGUAAACACUUUAUACUUGACAAGGGGAUUCGACCACAUAAAUAACGUAGUGAGCCCCAGUACACCUGGGAGCAUGGAUGUGGACAGUGAAAAUUUUCAGCGAAAUGUUUCAGUGUCAGAUGGUGCCCUUCAGGAUGGUUCUCCAAGAAUUUCAGAGGCUGCUAUACAGAUCUCUAGGUGUCGUGUUGCUGAGUAUCUGAACGCGCAUACUGGCUAUGAUCUACUACCUGAUUCCGGAAAGGUCAUUGCUCUGGACAUUAAUUUACCCGUGAAGCAAUCUUUCCACAUUCUCCAUGAACAGGGUAUUCCUGUGGCUCCUCUGUGGGACACAUACAGGGGUCAGUUUGUUGGGCUUCUGAGCCCACUUGAUUUUAUACUUAUAUUGAGAGAGCUAGAGACGCAUGGCUCAAACCUCACAGAGGAACAGCUUGAAACACACACUAUAUCUGCGUGGAAAGAGGCUAAGAGGCAAACUUAUGGAAGAAAUGAUGGACAAUGGAGAUCAAAUCAGCAUCUAGUGCAGGCCACCCCUUAUGAAUCCCUGAGGGAUAUUGCCAUGAAAAUACUCCAAACUGGUGUUUCUACAGUUCCAAUUAUCUAUUCAUCUACAUCAGACGGAUCAUUUCCACAGCUGUUGCAUCUUGCAUCUCUUUCUGGAAUUUUGAAAUGUAUCUGUAGAUAUUUUAAAAACUCUACUGGUAGUUUGCCUAUUCUAAACCAACCAGUAUGCACAAUUCCGCUGGGUACAUGGAUUCCGAGAAUAGGUGAACCAAAUGGUCAUCCAUUGGCUAAGUUGCGACAUAAUUCAUCACUUAGCUCUGCCCUUACCUUAUUGGUUCAAGCUGGAGUUAGCUCAAUACCAAUUGUGGAUGAGAAUGACUCGCUGAUCGACACAUAUUCCAGAAGUGACAUCACAGCUCUGGCGAAAGACAAGGUCUACACACAUAUUCGCCUAGAUGAGAUGACUGUUCAGCAGGCUUUGCAGCUUGGCCAAGAUGCGAAUUCACCUUUCGGACUUUUCAACGGGCAAAGAUGCCAGAUGUGUCUCCGAUCUGAUUCUCUGCUGAAGGUUAUGGAGAGACUGGCUAAUCCUGGGGUGCGCCGCGUGUUCAUCGUGGAAGCUGGAAGCAAGCGUGUGGAAGGCAUAGUAUCGCUGAGCGAUAUAUUCAAGUUCUUGCUAAGCUAGCAGAAGGCAUCGUCUUUGUUUUGUUGGGGUGCAACAGCUGCCAGAGUUAACAAGAGUAGCGCAAACAGAUUGUGGAGGCAACAGUUGAGACCUCUGGCUGGCUGUUGCCGAUAAUGGCCGUUCAGGGUCUGUAAAGUUUUUUCUUUUCUUCCUUGUGCCCCUCCUCACCGCUGGUACCGAAAUAUCUGGUGACUUUUUCUUCUUCUUAUCUUAUUGGAUUGUUUUGGCUGCUUGGCGAGACUAGUCUCCAAGGAGCUUAGUUGGUUCUGUCUUGGUCCAUUCUGUGUCUAGUGCUAGAGACCCGUUAGCAUCAAAGAGAAUUGGGGGGAGUGUUCCAGAGGGUGAAUGACUGUCUGAGUUCCAGUGCACCAGUACACCAUGUGUUGUUUUUGCUCAACGUAAAAUCUUUCGGUGGGCAAUGAUGCAACCAUGGUUGGAGGCUUUGCUGCUGUUUCAUUGGCAACCGUCUGGAAACAAGAAAAAUCGAAUGUUGAUAGCAAUCCUCCGCCUGGGGGAUGUACAAUUGUAAACAUCAUUUUAUGUUUGAACUCAUUUCGUUCUCAUUGUA
Molecule: messenger RNA, 2081 nt
Organism: Lolium rigidum
Lineage: Eukaryota; Viridiplantae; Streptophyta; Magnoliopsida; Poales; Poaceae
Product: sucrose nonfermenting 4-like protein
Exons: 13
Coding region: 29-1513 (494 amino acids)
Source: RefSeq, a predicted model, not a curated record